Molecule: messenger RNA, 2019 nt
Organism: Dryobates pubescens (Downy woodpecker)
Lineage: Eukaryota; Metazoa; Chordata; Aves; Piciformes; Picidae
Gene: ARMC1
Product: armadillo repeat containing 1
Exons: 7
Coding region: 165-1022 (285 amino acids)
Molecular function (GO): metal ion binding; protein binding
Source: RefSeq, a predicted model, not a curated record
UGUGGGGGUCAGAGCGGGCCCCGGCGGGCGGUGCGUGAGUGGCGGGUUCUGCCUCCGGCCUUCUCCCGUUGUCCUCCGCAGGCCGUGUCGCCCGCCGUGGGCCAUGGGGGCCCGAGGCUGAGCUGCUCGGUCGGAGACGUGUUUGAUGACGCAGGUUUUGCUCUAUGCAUGGUGCAGAGGAAAUGAAUUCUACGAUGAGUGAGGAGCCUGAUGCCCUCUCUGUGGUUAACCAACUGCGAGACCUGGCAGCUGACCCCCUGAACAGAAGGGCCAUUGUGCAGGAUCAAGGAUGCCUGCCAGGACUUAUUCUCUUUUUGGACCAUCCCAACCCUCAGGUUGUUCAUUCAGCUUUACUAGCUCUCCGCUACUUGGCCGAGUGCCGUGCCAACAGAGAGAAGAUGAAAAGUGAACUGGGGAUGAUGCUCAGCUUACAGAAUGUAAUCCAGAAGACCACUACCCCAGGGGAGACUAAACUUUUGGCUUCUGAAGUGUACGAUCUCCUGCAGGCCUCCAGCCUGUCGGAGGCGGAGAGCGUGACGGAGCUGAACUACCGGCGGCGGAAAGCGCAGUUCUUCCUGGGCAGCACCAACAAGCGCGCCAAGACCGUGGUGCUGCACAUCGACGGCCUGGACGACUCGUCUCGAAGGAACCUCUGUGAAGAAGCCUUGCUGAAGAUCAAAGGUGUUAUCAGCUUUACCUUUCAAAUGGCUGUCCAGAGGUGUGUGGUCCGAAUUCGCUCAGACCUGAAGGCGGAGGCCCUGGCCACGGCCAUAGCAUCCACCAAAGUCAUGAAGGCUCAGCAAGUGGUGAAGAGUGAGAGUGGUGAGGAGAUGCUGGUCCCGUUCCAAGACACCCCUGUGGAAGUGGAGCAGAACACAGACCUCCCGGAGUACCUGCCCGAGGACGAAAGCCCCACGAAGGAGCAGGACAAAGCAGUGUCCCGUGUUGGGUCACACCCCGAGGGUGCAGCCAGCUGGCUCAGCACAGCAGCAAACUUCCUAUCAAGAUCUUUCUACUGGUGACUUGGGUUUGGUGUUCAGAGACUGUGUGGCUGAACCGAGAGGGGGCCAGUUUGCCAUGGCUGUGGUGGAGCUGCCAAGUGCAAUUUGCAAUAACCCAUCCCAGGAGUUUUAGGUUAAGCAAAAGUAUGCUGCAAUUUGACAUUUUAUUGGACAUUUAGCCUGAUGGCACAGGGGUCAGAGGACAGAGGCCUCCAAGCAAAUCUCUUUCAGUUGUUGUUCUGUAAGGUUUUAUUGCUUCACUUCUCAAAACUGGGUCCACUCUUCCAUACCAAAUGUCCAUAGAGCUUUAAGUUUGGCUUCACAAGGAGCACCCCUGAGGGAGAGGCUGCUUAGCUCAACUCCCAGGGCCUCUAUGGAAGAAAAUUCUGGAGAGCUCUAGUUGUGUAUUAAACAAAAUCCUCUUUUUAUUUCCUCAUCCCUUUGGGACUAACCUUCUUUUGUUUCAUUUUAUAGAUCCUGACUCCAGAUUAAAAAUGCAGUCUGCCUCUCUUUGCUUUUAUUUCCUUUAGUUUUUGCUCACUGCCUGAGCAUCACCUUCCCCUCUUUGCUCUUCAACUCAAAUCACUACAGGCUUGAACCUUAGAACCCUUCCCUCUGUACUGAAUUGUUUUCCAGCCUACCCUUAGCCAUUGGAGUGCUUAAGAUGAAGGAGUAAGGGAUUGCCUGGACACAGCUGUGUGUACAGAUGUUGUACAGUGAAUAAAGCAGCAUGUGUUUGUGAGGAUGGGUGUGAGUGCUAGAUGUGUAACUAACCAAUACCACUGACUGCUCUCCUGCUAGCUGGGGAGACUGGAGCUGAAAAGCUGUGGUGCUGAUGACCCAGUGCAGCUCUGCCUGCAGAAGAGAGGGGUGGGGGCUGUGUUUGGGUAAGAAAUGGUGUUUGCUGUUAGCAGAUGGUUAAUGGGAACUGAAACUUGAAGAAGAAAGCCGAGCUGAAUGCUUCUAUUGCCACAGUGCCACACAGAGAUUGUGACUGUAACCCCUUCUACUUUGAUUG